Messenger RNA from Trichoderma citrinoviride, 1347 nucleotides. RefSeq lists its product as hypothetical. The transcript is spliced from 2 exons. The coding region runs from base 1 to 1347 and encodes 448 amino acids. The record is from RefSeq and is a predicted model, not a curated record. Gene Ontology annotation, molecular function: hydrolase activity, acting on carbon-nitrogen (but not peptide) bonds. Lineage: Eukaryota; Fungi; Ascomycota; Sordariomycetes; Hypocreales; Hypocreaceae.
AUGACGCAGCUUCGGAUCCCCAUCAUGGACGAGAAGCCAAUUGUUCCAGCUUCUGUCCCGUGGAAGCUGCCGCCGCAAAAGACAUACAUCUUCAAGAACGCAAAUGUUGUUGACACAGCGAACGGGACGAUUAUCCCAAAGCAAACCAUCAAACUAUCAGGAGGGCUAAUCCGAGCAAUUGGUGAUCACGGCGAGUCCCUCCAUGACGCAGUUGUGGUAGAUUUGGCGGGCAAAUAUCUCAGUCCCGGCUUGAUCGACUGCCAUGCCCAUCUAUCGUCUGUGCCUGGCGAAGAGGGCCUUGCCGCCACCAUUGUUCAUCCUGACUUGGCCGUCUCUCAGUUCCGCCAGCCCUAUAUGGCGGCACAGACCCUAUACCGAGGUUUUACUACGCUGAGAGACACCGGCGGCGCAACCCUCGCUCUCAAGGAGGCAAUUGCGGAUGAUGUAUUUCCCGGGCCUCGCCUUUUCAUAGCCAACAGGGCUCUCUCUCAGACGGGCGGCCAUGGAGAUUCAAGGUCGGCCCAUGAAGCCUGCUGCCGCACCGCCAAUUGUCUGUCGUCUCUCAUUGAUGGCGUUCCUGCGGCGAUACAGGCUACCCGAGAGCAACUGCGCACGGGGGCGGACUUCAUCAAAAUCAUGACAAGCGGAGGCGUUGCUUCUCCAACGGACAAAUUAGACCAGAUCCAGUUCACGGCUGCUGAGAUUCGGGCCAUUACCGAGGUUGCAGCCACAUACAACACCUACGUGACUGCUCAUGCGUAUACGCCUCGGUCAAUCAGACACGCGGUGGACAACGGCGUCAAAGGGAUUGAGCACGGCAAUCUCAUCGACAAAGAAACGGCAGAGUACAUGGCCAAGCACAAUGUCUGGUUCACUCCGACGCUUGUCACAUACCAUGCCAUGGGCUCGGACAAAUACGCCGGCUUUCUGCCUCCGGCGAAUCGCGAGAAGAACCGCCAAGUUCUAGAGCAAGGAUUGCAAUCUCUGCGUCUUGCAGAUGAGGCAGGAGUGACAAUUUGUCACGGAUCAGAUCUUCUGGGGCCGCUAUGGGUCGAACAGAGCAAAGAAUUCGGUAUUCGGGCGCAGGCACUGAGCGCUGUCAAGAUUCUCCAGGGGGCGACUGUUAAUGCGGCGAGGAUGUUGAAGCAGGAAGUUUUUCUAGGACAGGUCAAGGCUGGAUUUGCGGCAGAUUUGCUGAUCUUGAACAAGAACCCGCUUGAUGAUAUCACGAUCUUGGAUGAGCCGGAGAAGAAUGUGCUUGCGGUGAUGAAGAAUGGGCGGGUGUACAAGAGCCGGUGGACGAAGCUGCCGGAGGAUGUUGCGCCGGCUCGGACAAUUAUUGAGUGA